AGGUUGGUGUGAGGAAUCUUUUUAGUAUUUGAAAUAGGAAGUAGCUAAGCUUAUUAAGACUUCAAUCAAGUCUUCUCCUUUUCUCAGUAGCAAGUGAUUUCAAUCGAGUUGUAAUUUCCUUCAAAAAUGGAGCAAAAUCCCCAAAUUCAACCUUCAAGAGUGAAAUUAGGCAGCCAAGGAUUGGAGGUUUCGAGAUUAGGAUUCGGGUGUGUGGGACUUUCAGGGGUAUACAAUGCUCCUUUAUCCCAUGAAGAAGGAUGUUCAGUCAUAAAAGAAGCGUAUAAUAGAGGUAUAACCUUCUUUGAUACAGCUGAUGCUUAUGGGGAUAAACAUGAUAAUGAGAUCAUGCUUGGCAAGGCACUAAAACAUCUUCCUAGAGAAAAAAUUCAAGUAUCAACUAAGUUCGGUGUUGUCAAAUGGGAAUCCGAGGGACAUCGUUUGUAUGCUGUCAAGGGUACUGCAGAGCACGUUCGAGCUUGCUGCGAAGCGAGUCUUAAGAGACUUGAUGUGGACUACAUCGAUUUGUACUUUCAACAUCGUGUUGAUACAUCAGUGCCAAUAGAAGAGACGAUGGGAGAGCUGAAGAAACUUGUGGAAGAAGGAAAGAUAAAAUACAUUGGAUUAUCAGAAGCUAAUGUUGAUACAAUAAAGAGAGCACAUAAAGUUCAUCCUAUUACUGCCUUACAAAUGGAGUAUUCACUAUGGACUCGUGAAAUCGAAGACGAAUUCAUUCCGCUUUGUCGAGAGCUUGGGAUUGGGAUAGUGGCAUAUAGUCCUCUUGGUAGGGGCUUUUUUGGAGGAAAGGUUGUUGAUGAAGCUAUGCCAAAUGGCAGCCUUUUGGCAAACUAUCCAAGGUUCAAUGGAGAGAAUCUAGAGAAGAACAAACUGUUGUAUACUCGAGUUUCGAACUUGGCUGUAAAACAUGGUUGCACAGUUCCUCAACUUGCAUUGGCAUGGCUUCUACAUCAAGGAGAUGAUAUUGUCCCUAUCCCUGGGACAACUAAGGUUAAGAACAUGGUCAACAAUGCUGGAUGCUUGGGAUUGAAGCUUAGUGAAGAUGAUUUGAAAGAAAUUGGUGAUGCUGUGCCGGUUGAUGAAGUGGUUGGUGAAAGAGAAUUAGGUGUAUUCUCUAAAUAUGAUUGGAAGUUUGCUAAUACUCCAUUGAAGUGAAAAAAAUGCACCAUUGUUGAGAAUUAUUGUCACUUUGCUGAUGUGAAUUUCACCCACUUUGUGCUCCCUUUGUAGUGCCAAAUAAAAUGCAUGACUGAACUGGUGAUUUGUCAAAUCUCAUGGGCUUUGAAAGAAAAUGUGAAUUUUUUGAA
Gossypium raimondii (Peruvian cotton) is the source of this 1322-nucleotide messenger RNA. Its product is annotated as perakine reductase. The coding region runs from base 127 to 1170 and encodes 347 amino acids. The transcript has 7 exons. NCBI's taxonomy places the organism in Eukaryota, Viridiplantae, Streptophyta, Magnoliopsida, Malvales, Malvaceae. The record is from RefSeq and is a predicted model, not a curated record. Gene Ontology annotation, cellular component: cytoplasm.